GACACCGGUCGGACAGCUGGGCCCCUGAAGCGUCAGCAAGAGGGCGGGAAUAAGUGUGAAGUCGGGAGUUUGGGAGGCAGUCGGGAAGCAGCGGACCAGGAAUGUCUGACAGUAAUGGAACAUAUUGAGGCUCAGUACUGCAGUGAAGAACAACUCCACAGCGGGGCUUAAUUAGAGUAUCGGCGUAGUUCCCGUCCAGGUUGUAGGUUGACUUGUAAGACAGACACAACGGUAACCGGUAAAAUCAAUGAGUUCUGCGGACAACCGACGUAUCGUCAGAGAAGGACGCAGGAAUGGAGGAGGAAAGGAGAAAGGAUUUUUCCAGAAAGUCCAUUCUCCUCCCUCGCCCCUAAAUGAUUCACUGGAGGGAGAGAUCCAGGCCUUCCUCAUUGAUGAAGACCAACUCCACACUUAUGACGACCUCACCAAAGUCAACCCAGUGACCCCAUCAACAGUGCUGAAAUGCCUGCAGGCCAGGUACAGCGUGAAGGUGUUUUACACCCAUGCUGGCUGCACCUUGGUGGCUCUAAACCCCUUUCAGCCAAUCCCAGACCUCUACACCCUGGAUGUGAUGAAGGAGUAUCACGGCGCUCCUCAGCCUCAGGAGUUCAAACCACAUAUCUUUAUUGUGGCAGAAGAAGCCUACAGGAAUGUCCAGGGCCAGCUGGAGCCGGUGAACCAAUCCUUGGUGGUCAGCGGGGAGAGCGGCGCAGGAAAGACAUGGACGUCUCGUUGCCUGAUGAAAUACUACGCCACCGUGGCGGCUUCCUCCUCAGUGGUGAAGAGCCAGGACACAGUGGAGAGGAUAGAGAGGAGGGUGCUGGAUUCCAACCCCAUCAUGGAAGCUUUUGGCAACGCCUGUACGCUACGGAACAACAACAGCAGUCGCUUUGGAAAGUACAUCCAGCUCCAGCUGGACAGGUGUCAGCUGUUAGUGGGGGCGUCUGUGCAAACCUAUUUGCUAGAGAAGUCCAGGGUGGCCUGCCAGCUGGCUAAUGAGAGGAACUUCCACAUCUUUUACCAGAUGAUGAAAAUGGCCACAGAUGAGCAGAGGAAGGAGUGGAAGAUGCCCCCUGGGCAAUGUUUUGUGUGGCUGCCAAAUUCAGAAAAAACUGUUGAGGAGGAUUGUUUUCAUGAGACUGUCGAGGCUAUGGUUCAUCUGGGCAUUAAUACAGAAAGGCAGAGACAAAUAUUCAGGAUAUUAGCAGGAAUUCUGCAGUUGGGGAAUGUGAACUUCUACUCUUCAACGGAUGAAUCACAACCUUGUAACCUAGAUGAACAAUCUAAAGACUUUUCUCAGAGGGCUGCUGAGCUGCUGUGCGUCCCCGCCGAGGAGCUUCAGAUGUGUUUAAGAGUGAGGAUGUUGAAGGCGGGGAAGCAGAGCGUCCUCAAGCCAUGUUCCCAGGCAGAGUGCAGCAUGAGGAGAGACUGCCUGGCCAAGGUCAUCUACGCCCAAUUAUUCGAUUGGCUGGUUACAUUCAUCAACAACAGCAUAUGUGCAGACAAAUCCACUUGGUGCAAUUUCAUAGGAGUUCUGGAUGUGUACGGGUUUGAAUGUUUCCAGAUCAACAACCUGGAGCAGCUGUGCAUCAACUACGCCAACGAGAAACUGCAGCAGCACUUUGUGUCUCAUUAUCUCAGAGCUCAACAGGAGGAAUAUGUGUCAGAGGGGUUGGAGUGGUCCUUUGUCAAAUACCAAGACAACCAGAGCUGUCUGGAUCUUCUUGAGGGAAGUCCUGUCAGUGUGUUUUCUCUUCUUAAUGAGGAGAGUCGACUUAAUCGAGUCUCGGACGCAAAGACGUUGCGUGUUCGUCUGGAGAAGGAGCUCUGUGAUAACGCCAACAUCAGCUGGGACAAGUUCAGCAAGGAGCCCCACUUCACUGUGGCCCAUUACGCUGGCAAAGUCCACUACCAGAUACAGGGCAUGGUGGAGAAAAACAAGGACCCAGUGCCACCGGAGCUCAGCAGCCUGCUUCAGAAGUCUGACAACCCCCUGCUUCAUCAGAUCUUCACUGAUAAGGAAACUGAGAACCCAACUACCAAAGGGCUCAGUAAAGUCACUGUGGUCUCCAAGUUCAAGAACUCUCUGGAGAGCCUGAUGAAGAUCCUCCACACCACAACUCCUCACUACACUCGCUGCAUCAAACCUAACCCAGACUGUAAGCCGUUGACCUUCAAAAAGGAGGAGGUUAUCAUGCAGCUGGAGGCCUGUGGCAUCGUGGAGACUAUUCAUAUCAGUGCUGCUGGCUUUCCAAUAAGAAUUCCUUUCCAAAGCUUCAUGCAACGUUAUGGACUGAUCGCAAAACAUCCCAUGUUCAAGUCGGGGAGUGUUGAUGCGCAGGCUGGCGGCAGCGACGUUCUCCGGCGAGCGGUGGAGAAGCUCCUGAGCGUCGUGCUACAGCACAAGGCGUUUGACCCCUCACACAACCUCGACGGACAAAAACCCAAUUCAUGGGUGCACUGCGGAAGGACUAAAGUGUUUCUCACCCAGUUGAUGUUAGAUUUGCUGGAGGAUCAGAGGAAGAAGAUCCUGUCCCAGUGUGCCUUCACCAUUCAGUGCUGCUGGCUGAAGCACCGGCGUCGCAGACAUCACGCACGCCAUCAGUCUGCUACUCUGAUCCAAGCAGUGGUGCGGGCGUGGCUGGUCAGGAGGUGUGUCCAGAGACGCAACAGAGCAGCUGCAGUCAUCCAGAACACCUGGAGGAAGUGGAGGGCCCUAUUGAAAUCCUUGGCCGAGGCUGAACUAGAUGACGCAGAGGACCUUGCGGAGGAGGACUUGCCAGUAUUGAACCCUGUUAUCAGGGAGCGGGGCUCCGUGCAGCUCUCCUCCAUCCAGAAGCCCGUCACAGUGCGAGGGUGGCCAAUGGGCCUGGCUCUGGCCUCCGCCCCGUCCAUCACCAUGUCUCUGACAGCCACAGGCUUCCAGAAGAUGGUGUCUGUGAUGGCCUCCCUCCACCUGCCCUCCCAGAGAGGGGCGUAUACGGUGAAGCCCAAUCAGUUCUCGCAGGAGCUCGCCUCCAUACGGGCUCAACCCAAGGGAUCUGUAAAGCUGCACUAUCAGCGAUCUCCACUUCUCUACGCUGACAGGCAACCAGACAUGAAGAGUGACGUGACGGGGUUCAACGCCAUCCUGCUAGAGAAGACUUUGUAAGCGUUCCCACUCUGCUGAACACUUAAGGUGGAAUUCACGGACACGUUAUUGCAGUGCAGCGUCUGCUCUUCCAUAAUAAGGGACCUGCUGUCAUUUUGUUAAAUGUUUUGAAUCAUUCACAGCUUUCUUGAAGAAUGCCACAUUUGGAUGCAACCUGGCAUCAUUUUGUUUUCCACCCCACCAGUAAGAUAAUGUGUUGUGAACCUUACCAAAAUCAUCUGUAGUAGCCUUCAGGCUCCAGGGAUUAAAAAAAAGUGUAAAGAAAAUCUACACCGUCAGAUGCAGAUUCUAUCACAACAGCCUGCAUUUCUUUGGAGUGUGGGGGAGGAAGGGUGUAUUAAGCAAGUAUUGCACAUGUAAAGCACAUAUUGCACAUUACAACCUCUGACCUGCUCACAUACGGACAUCGAGAACACACAUUACUCGUGUGAAACAGGGAAAGGUUGAACCCAGGUUUAUUGAAAU
This is a messenger RNA of Cyclopterus lumpus (lumpfish), 3616 nucleotides long. Its product is annotated as unconventional myosin-XIX. Gene Ontology annotation, molecular function: ATP binding; actin filament binding; microfilament motor activity. Bases 248 to 3151 code for a protein of 967 amino acids. Lineage: Eukaryota; Metazoa; Chordata; Actinopteri; Perciformes; Cyclopteridae. The record is from RefSeq and is a predicted model, not a curated record. Gene Ontology annotation, cellular component: cytoplasm; actin cytoskeleton; myosin complex. Gene Ontology annotation, biological process: vesicle transport along actin filament; actin filament organization. The transcript is spliced from 24 exons.